CCGCGCGCAUGAGCGAGCACGGCUGGGCAUGCGCGGUGGGCCGCGGCCGCGCGGCGCGGGCGUAAGCGCAGGCGUAAAAGCGUGGAGGCGGCUGCCGGGCUGUGCGUUCUCCGCCCGCGCCGUGAGACAGAUAAAGCAGCUAUGCCUGUUCAGUUGCUGAGGAUUGUUAAAGGAGAAUCUGAAACCUCACUGCCAAGCCAUCUGCAGGAGGAGGAUUUGGAACAUUUGCAAGAAGGCUUUGAUCAUACAAACAAAUACUUUCAGGGAAUAGUUGUUCUUUCCCACCCAUUAGUGAAACUUGGAGAUGGGACUGACUUUUUGAAGAUUGUUCUUCAAGAUUUGAAUAACUUGUGUUCACGGAUCAACAGCAUCAAUAUUUUAAUAUAUGGAAAAAUGGCAGUGGAUUGUGCGAAAAUGAUACACUCUGGGGACACAGUUGUAGUAGCAGGAUUUAAGUUGGCAAAAUCACCUACAGCAGCAGAGGAUGGUAGACAUCAUUGCCACCUGGAGGCAUCUGAAGAAGAUGGAUCAGCCAUUUAUAUUUAUCCUAAACAAAAAAAAUACGCUGCUUCAGAAACUGCAUCUGUGUCUGUUGCACCAAAAUAUGUGUAUACUCCUCUGAAUCAUCUUAAAGAUGGAACUAUAGUGAAUUUGUAUGGCAUUGUGAAAUUCUUCAAGCCUCCAUAUGUAAGCAAAGGAACUGAUUAUUGCUCAGUUGUAACACUUGUGGACCCAUCAAAUGUGAAGUUAACGUGCACUCUUUUUAAUGGAAAUCUAGAUUCACUACCAAAAAUUUACAAAGUUGGAGAUAUUGUUCGAUUUCAUAGAAUAAAGAUCAGGGAAUACAACGGACAGAUGCAGGGAAUUACCAGUGUGGGAUUUUCAUCCUUGACAUUUGAUGGAAAUGUAGGAGCUCCAGUAGUUCCUCGAGCCUCUAGCAAAGCUUACACUUUCAUGGAUGAAGAUCUGAAAAUAAUAGAAGAACUACGUGUCUGGGCAGCCAGUAAUCUUUCCAUCUCUGGACCAGCAGCAAAAUUGUCUGGUGUUCAGCCAAUGCUGUUCUUUGAUCUCACUUGCCAGCUGGUAGGAAAAGCACAAGUAGAUGGAUCUUCCUUUCUUCUAAAGGUAUGGGAUGGCACAAAAUGCCCCUACCCAACAUGGAAGGUGCCUGUGGAAGCAAAAGACCUGGAAGGAGAUAAAGUUCUUCUUCAACAGCUGCGAAAUCUAACAGUGGACAUUCUAGUCUAUGAUAACCAUGUACAACUGGCAAAAUCACUCAAGAUUGGAAAUUUUCUGAGAAUUUACAGUAUUCAUACGAAACAAGCAAGUGCUGCUGCUGAUGUCUCUCAUAUAGAAUUUCAUCUUCAUGGUGGCACCUGUUAUGGUCGAGGAAUAGGAGUCUUGCCAGAAAGUAACCCUGACGUUAAGGAACUAAAAGAAUUCUUAGAAUCUGUGCAUCUGUCAGACAGUCAGAAUACGGAAAGCGUGUCUUCAGUGGAAUCGGACAGCACUUCUAACGACACUAUAGAUCUUGAAUCACAUUUACAGAUAUAUCAGCAGUUACCUGUUACAGUAUUAACAGAUCAUCAGCAUUUUAGUAACACAGAACUGAAAACUAUUCUGAACAGCACGGCUCCUCAACAGUACCGUAUUAGAGCAAAGCUGAAAAAUUACAAACCCCAGGAGCUCCAUCAGUCUCUUAAACUUCAUUGUUCCAAUUGCAACUCAUUGCAAGAAGUUCCAGAUGGAGAUAGCUUUGACUUUAUUUUACAAGACUCUGCUGUUACUCCCUCAAACCCGGAAUUACACAAUACAUCCUGGUAUGAUUCUGUAACGUGGACUACACAAGACCAAAACCAAAGGAAAAUAACUAUCCAUUUUGUAAGGCAUGAUGAAAUGCUUCAGCAUCCUGAAGACACCUUGCUUAUGAUAGAAGGUGGAAAACUAAAAGAAGUCCGGAACCUUACAAAAAGAUUUAAAUGUGUCAUUCCUGUGAGAUCCACAGAAGAUGAUCUUGAAUUAUUAGAUCUUUCAGCCCCUUUUCUUUUACAAGGGAACAUAAGUUAUUAUGGGUGCAAGCAGUGUUCAAGUCCAAAGCCUAUCAAGAAUCUAAGUUCCAUUGCAGCGGAACAACAACCGUCAUGGGAACCAACUGAAAUAGCACAAGUUUUAGGUAUUAAACUGCUCCAGUAUGUUUUUAUUAUGAAGUUUACGCUGGUUGAUGGAACAGGAGCACUAAACGCAUACCUAUUUGAUUAUGAAAAGUUUUUCCAAAUUCCCGCCUCUGAAAUUUUAACCAAUAAUUUUCUUCAGCAAAAGAUGCAGAUGACUAUGAAUAUGCUCUGUCCUCCAGGAAGAAAAUUAGAUGACUUGCCAUGGCUGGAUUGCUUCAUCAAGUCCUAUAAUGUCAGAGAUACGACGGGACAUAAAGUUUAUUACCAAAUUUUUGACACUACAGUUGCUGAAGAUGUUAUAUAGUGAUGUGUUGCGUAUCGGAAGUGACCCAGUGAGAAACCAAUUUUAGAGGUUUUGGGGAGCAGACUGUAUUAAAAAAAAUCUUUGUUCCCUUCUUAGGAAUUCAACAUGUAUGUAUGAAGUUUUAGUUGCUUUGAUGUAUUUACUGCUUUCCUGGCGUACAGCCUUAUGAUCUGAGUGCGGGUGGAGGUGCUAAGCUUUUUCCCUGGAGGCUGCUUGGCUCAGGCAGGUGGAAGCAAUCUAGUAUCCAUCUGUCCUUCAAAAAGGCAGUGAAUGUUACUCUGAACUGGUGAUUUUUACUCAGAAAAUAGUCAGAAUGAUGUUGCUUUGUCCAUUUCCUUAUUAAAAUAAACAACGUCAGCCAGCAGAGGUAGGAAAAAGGAGCUCUUUAGUAAACUUCCAUCUUGGAUUACUUUGUGCAAGCAUAUGUUACUCUUUGUUCUUGGCCAGUUAGGGGGGUUGUCUGUGUUUAGAGACUUCUUUGAUUUUGCACCGAUAUGUACAUUUAGACAGAAUCCUUCCUGUUAAUCACACCGAAGUAACUGCUAUGUGUUCCAUUUACUGUGGAUUUUGAUGGAGUUAUGAUAAUCACUAAAAUUAAAGUCAAGCCAUGAAAGUACGGUAGCGUAAAAUUGUAAAAUUAAUAUUGACAUUCACUAGAUCAUAAUUUUUAGGGGGGACUUACUAGAUACCAAAGUCGUUAGCACGUUUAUUAGCUGGGUCUCUGUUUUUAAGGGCUUUCAUGUAUCUGGCUACAAUUGCUGUCAGAUUACACUGCCCAGAUCUGCCUUUUCUGUCUUACGUAACCAGAUUGUGUGACUAAAUUUAGAGAUACAAAACUGAUCUAGUGAUACCAUGGCUUGAAAAUACUGCUGGAGUAGGAAAAUUACUCGAUUUUAUUCUUCAUUCAGAAGUCUACAGGACAAAUUCAGGACAUGUUUCUCCAAGGAUAAUUAAUGUAGAAAUCCCUGUCAAAUCAAAUGCUUUCCAUCAGAGCAAAAUUACUUAAUAUUUACAACAGCUGUUUUUUAAGGAAGCUCGGAAGCAAGAUGGAAUACUUGCAAGUAGAUUAUUAUUUUGAUAGUAGAUGACAUUUUAUUUUUUAAUUUCUCAGGGCUGUUUAGUAUGUUAUGCAUUCUGUCACUUAAAAUUUCUUCUAAAUAUCUUUGAUAACUUUCUGGUGUUCUAAAAAGUUAUUCUGAGUUUAUAUGUCAUAAACCAGGAGAUUGUUCUUUAUUGAUUGAUGUAUAGGGAGAAUCAAUAUUAAAAGUGGUUAGUGGAUAUUUCCUUUUUAAAAGGGGGGGGGGGGAACACUUUGGAAUUGGAUGAGCAGUUUAUGAAUCAGCAGUACUGGCUUAUGAAAGCUUGCCUGAAUCUGUGAACAAAUGCAUAAACAAAAAACAGUUGAACAAGUUAUGAAAUGAAUAUUAUAAAACUUCAGACACUGGCCAUAUACAAACGGAUUAAGCUGAAGGCAAUCUUUUUUGCAUUUCUUGUAUGUAGUAUAUGAAAACAUUGGAAGAAAAAAUGUACAAUAUCAGAGUUGUUACAAAAAAAUCCAAAA
This is a messenger RNA of Falco peregrinus (peregrine falcon), 4039 nucleotides long. RefSeq names its product protection of telomeres 1 (gene POT1). Gene Ontology annotation, molecular function: telomerase inhibitor activity; G-rich strand telomeric DNA binding. Lineage: Eukaryota; Metazoa; Chordata; Aves; Falconiformes; Falconidae. Gene Ontology annotation, cellular component: nuclear telomere cap complex; chromosome, telomeric region. Bases 142 to 2478 code for a protein of 778 amino acids. The record is from RefSeq and is a predicted model, not a curated record. Gene Ontology annotation, biological process: regulation of telomere maintenance via telomerase; telomere capping. The transcript has 20 exons.